Messenger RNA from Tripterygium wilfordii, 1343 nucleotides. Its product is annotated as thioredoxin-like 1-1, chloroplastic. The coding region runs from base 146 to 1039 and encodes 297 amino acids. NCBI's taxonomy places the organism in Eukaryota, Viridiplantae, Streptophyta, Magnoliopsida, Celastrales, Celastraceae. The record is from RefSeq and is a predicted model, not a curated record. The transcript has 4 exons. Gene Ontology annotation, biological process: cell redox homeostasis.
AAACGAAAAAGCAAUUCCGAGUCCAAUACAGAGAGACAGAGAGAGAGAGGGAAGCAUUUUUUUGCGCAUUUUAUGUUCUGGGUUUGUCGAUGAAAGCUUUUGUCUUUUGAUUUCUGGAAGCGAAAAUAUUGUUUUGUAAGAACAAAUGGCAACGGAGGUUCUGGGUAAAGCAAAUCUGUUGGCUUCUACCCACAAAUACAAUCCAGAUCAAAGGAAAAAUGGUGUUCCUGGUUUAGCGAAAAAUUGCAACUUUCGUGGGUUUUCGUCUCCGAAGGUGAGACCUUUACGGUGUUUAGGAUCGCAGACGGUGUCGUUCCUCCACAGUGAUUUUCAAGGAAAGAGGGUUAUUCGAUGGGGAAAUCAAGGGAAGCCUAAGCGAGGAAAAUUUCAAGUUUCCAUUUCUUCACAGAGCGGCCUAAUUGGGAAAGCUCAUAAAUGGUGGGAGAAGGGGCUACGACCCAACAUGAAGGAGGUUACUUCUGCUCAAGACCUUGUGGAUUCCCUUUUGAAUGCUGGGGACAAACUUGUUAUUGUUGAUUUUUUCUCCCCUGGUUGUGGUGGAUGCAAAGCUCUUCAUCCCAAGAUAUGUCAAUUCGCAGAGAUGAACCCAGAUAUUCAGUUUCUCCAGGUGAAUUAUGAGGAGCACAAAUCCAUGUGUUAUAGCCUCCAUAUUCAUGUCUUGCCCUUCUUACGGUUUUACAGAGGAGCUGAUGGCCGUGUAUGCAGUUUUAGCUGUACUAAUGCUACGAUCAAGAAAUUCAAAGAUGCAUUGGCCAAGUACAACACAGAUAGUGUCAGCAUUGGGCCUGCCAAAGGGCUGGAGGAGAAAGAGCUUGUAGCAUUGGCUGCUAACAAAGAUCUCAACUUUACAUACACACCCAAAGCAGAUCCACCGGAGGCACCCCGAGAACUGGAAAAGGUGCCUGCCGAAGUAGGCUUCUCUCAUUCAGAUUCAAAGAUUCCCACUCAUCUCCCUUCGAAAGCUGUAAACUCUCCUAAGGACAUUGAGGGGAAAACUUUGGUAACUGCUGGUAGAUAAUUUGGUUAGUUCCAACCAUCAUCGUUAUCUUCCCUAUACCCCCCCCCGUACAGAAAUAUGCUAAAAUCUUCCAUUGUAUGUGUGCUCCCAUGGAGUUGCUGGCUGUAGGAUUUAUCUUUUUUGUAUCCUAGCCUUAUAGAUGAAGUUGUUUGAAGAGCAGAUAUGUAGCUCUCACUGCUGUUUUUGGGUUUGCUCUUUCAUAUAGGAAGGAAGCCCCCUUUGCUGUUGUAAAAAUCCUGUCUUUCUAUCCAUCAAUGAAGAUCAUAUUUAUGUCAAAAACUUUUAUGCUUUUGACAGCCGACCA